This is a messenger RNA of Myripristis murdjan (pinecone soldierfish), 1858 nucleotides long. RefSeq names its product empty spiracles homeobox 2 (gene emx2). Gene Ontology annotation, molecular function: RNA polymerase II cis-regulatory region sequence-specific DNA binding; DNA-binding transcription factor activity, RNA polymerase II-specific. NCBI's taxonomy places the organism in Eukaryota, Metazoa, Chordata, Actinopteri, Holocentriformes, Holocentridae. Gene Ontology annotation, cellular component: nucleus. Gene Ontology annotation, biological process: regulation of transcription by RNA polymerase II; brain development; neuron differentiation. The transcript is spliced from 3 exons. The record is from RefSeq and is a predicted model, not a curated record. Bases 215 to 958 code for a protein of 247 amino acids.
UGCCUGCACAAAACCGGCGAGGAAAACGAUCACAUCCAUGGAUUAGUCCGGGAGCGGACGACCACUUUUUAUUUUGGCUUUCUCGACAGCUGCCGCCUUUUCCCAACUUAUUUACUGCGCAGAAACUUUCUCCCUUCUUGGGUGUGGAGUAUUUUUUAAGCGACAGCGCCUGCGACAACUUCAACUUAAGCUGGGGAAUCUGGACUAUCAGACCAUGUUUCAACCUACACCCAAGAGGUGUUUUACGAUAGAGUCUUUGGUGGCGAAGGAUAAUCCUCUACCGGCGUCCCGGUCCGAGGAGCCCAUCCGGCCAGCGGCUCUCAGCUAUGCAAACUCCGGCCAGAUGAACCCCUUUCUGAACGGCUUUCACUCCGGCGGCAGGGGCGUCUACUCUAACCCGGACUUGGUGUUUGCCGAGGCGGUCUCUCAUCCGCCCAACUCCGCCGUCCCGGUGCAUCCGGUGGCCCCGCCGCACGCUCUGGCCGCUCACCCCCUUUCAUCCUCACACAGUCCGCACCCUCUUUUUGCCAGCCAGCAAAGAGACCCUUCAACUUUCUACCCCUGGUUAAUACACAGAUAUAGGUACUUGGGUCACAGAUUUCAAGGUAAUGAAACGAGUCCAGAGAGCUUCCUUUUGCACAAUGCACUGGCCAGAAAGCCCAAAAGAAUCCGGACAGCUUUUUCACCUUCGCAACUUCUGCGGCUCGAACACGCAUUUGAGAAAAACCAUUACGUGGUCGGAGCAGAAAGAAAACAGCUUGCCCACAGCCUUAGCCUCACAGAAACUCAGGUAAAAGUGUGGUUUCAGAACCGGAGGACCAAGUUCAAACGACAGAAGUUGGAGGAGGAGGGCUCGGAGUCUCAGCAGAAGAAGAAGGGGACGCAUCACAUAAACCGGUGGAGACUGGCGACGAAACAGGCGAGCCCAGAGGAAAUUGAUGUCACUUCAGACGAUUAAAAGACUAAAUACGCGUCCGAGUGAAGGAGGACAUGGAUAAAGGAUGCCGUGUAGAGACAGUGAGAGGGUAAAAAAGCCAAUGUCACAUUUCAGAUCUCCGGAGAUCGGCAGCUGAGGGUGAGAGAAACCCGACUGGUGGCACUGCUGUCACUAUGUGGGUCUGUCAAUCCGUAUCCAAAUUACCCAGGAAAAUGUGAUUGACAGUGUCUCAGUCCACCUACCUGACCCCCUUCCACGCACCAACCCACCACUACUACAAAUCCCCAUCAGCCACCCAAUUUUUUUUUCUCCAAUUCACAUUGGACAUUUGCACUUCUGAAGGUUUUUUAAAAAAACGUUUCCACUCAAGAUACCAAAAUACAAAACUGUUUUUAUUUUAUUUUAUUUUAUUUUUUUGUAAAACUUGAAUUGCAUGGUAUAGUUUUUUCCUGGUAGUUGUUUUAAUUUGACACACAUUUUUUUUUUCUCCAAAAAAGAAAAGAAGAAAAAAAAAAACAAUUUUGUUUUUAACUCUAUUUUCAAACUGAGAGAUGUCGUGCUUCUUCCUUUUUACAAAGUGUGCAGUCUUUAAUUAAUGAUUCUCGUGUAAAAGUGAUUGUGAAAACAUAUGAAGUAGCGGUGCUGCGUUAUAGUGUUUUUUAAAAGAAAAGAGAACAAAAUGAAUUUCGAGAAACUUUCUAAAAGUUUAUCAUACCACAGAUAAAGUACUUAAAGGGAAGGUAUCAGGACAUUCCUUUAACCUAAAGCUUUACCAAUCCGUAGCUGUGGCCGCAGCCUACUGUCAGGACUUGACCCUCCAGUGAAAGUUGCCACGAAGGACUAAAUGCAAGAAUUGAGAAAACUUCAAGCACUGAGCGUAUUCCAUGUACAGAAAUGCUAAAAAGUUAAUGUUUCUGUUAA